This is a messenger RNA of Oppiella nova, 990 nucleotides long. NCBI's taxonomy places the organism in Eukaryota, Metazoa, Arthropoda, Arachnida, Sarcoptiformes, Oppiidae. The record is from the annotation of a GenBank genome assembly.
AUGAGUUGCGCUAAGAAUAACGAGACGUGUUGUGACACCAAAUCCGAGGCCACCGAAGACCACAUCCGGGAAGCGGUUCGUCAGCAUUACGCCCGAGUGGUGACCAGUGCUAAGGAGGGGUCGGGUGACUGUUGCGGCGCCGGCUCUUGUUUCACGCCCAACACUACCGAUAAAUACGCUCAGAAGUUAGGCUACGACCAGAAAGACCUGGAUAAUCUGCCGGAGCGGGCCAACCUGGGCCUGGGAUGCGGUAAUCCUAUUAAAGCGGCUAAACUGGUGGCCGGAGAGACGGUUCUGGACUUGGGUUCGGGCGCCGGCUUUGACGCCUUUAUCGCGUGCCGAGCGGUGGGCCCAACGGGUCUCGUGAUUGGUGUGGAUAUGACCGAUGAGAUGGUCACCAAAGCCAUCGCAAACGCACUGAAGUCCGGCUACAAGAACGUGGACUUCCGGUUGGGACAGAUCGAGGACCUGCCCGUCGAUAAUGGAUCCGUUGACGUGAUUAUCUCCAAUUGUGUCAUAAAUCUGGUGCCAAACAAACGCAAGGCUUUCCAAGAGUCGUAUCGUGUGCUUAAGUCCGGAGGAAGGCUCGCCAUCUCGGAUGUGGUCACGAAUGUGGAGCUCCCGGAGUCGGUGCGCAAGGAUUUGGCACUUUAUGCCGGAUGUUUGGCCGGCGCUACAGUUGUCAGUGAUUUGGAGGAGUUCCUCAAAAGCGCCGUAUCAAAACUCAACACAACUGUCCCCUCACCACAACUGUACGGCUUUUUGGCUGAUAAUUUGGGAUCAGUUGGAGUGGCCAUGGAAGACGUUUUUGAACGCCUAUUGACAUCAUUCUUGAGUUCAAUCAUGGAUUUGUAUUUCAAUUAUAUGCCACAGACUGACGAUGAUGUGGAUGAGGUGUUUCCCAAAGUGAAACCAUUUAUGAUACCAUUCACUAGUAAACGGCGCAAAGACUUGUCGCAAACCACUUUCGUGUCCCAUAAGAAGUAUUGA